CUAUAUGCCUAUUGAUUCAGGUUGCUGGUGCAAUAAUUGGCAAGGGAGGUCAACGUAUACGCAAAAUUCGUCGUGAUUCAGCUGCAAACAUUAACAUUGAAGAAGCAACUCAAAGCACAAACACUCGUAUUAUAACUAUUACUGGUGCUCUUCAACAAGCACAACUUGCACAAUUCUUGAUGCAACAAAGUGUUCGAGAAAACCAAGGUAGUGGAGGAGGAGGUGGAGGCCGUCGGUUUUAAAACUCUCUUUUCACUCAACAUAAUUAGAACUGUUUUGACGACUUCUCUGCAUACUUGCAUCAUCUCAUUUAUGUUAGUGUAAUGUUUUUUGAAAUGCAACUCAUCUCUGUAUAUUGUACAAAAUUGUUUUAAGUUAGAUGUGCAUCAACCAAGUGACAAAGGGUUAUGUUUCCCAUCAUAUUUCAAGGUAUAAGAAAUAAAUUUGUUUUUUAAGUAUGGUAUGCAUUAAUAAAGAUUUUAAAAAUGUA
This is a messenger RNA of Uloborus diversus, 490 nucleotides long. Its product is annotated as heterogeneous nuclear ribonucleoprotein K-like. NCBI's taxonomy places the organism in Eukaryota, Metazoa, Arthropoda, Arachnida, Araneae, Uloboridae. Gene Ontology annotation, molecular function: RNA binding. The record is from RefSeq and is a predicted model, not a curated record. The transcript is spliced from 2 exons. The annotation marks the transcript as partial.